Molecule: messenger RNA, 3303 nt
Organism: Canis lupus familiaris (dog)
Lineage: Eukaryota; Metazoa; Chordata; Mammalia; Carnivora; Canidae
Gene: B3GNT6
Product: UDP-GlcNAc:betaGal beta-1,3-N-acetylglucosaminyltransferase 6
Exons: 2
Coding region: 246-1370 (374 amino acids)
Cellular component (GO): membrane
Molecular function (GO): hexosyltransferase activity
Source: RefSeq, a predicted model, not a curated record
UGGAAGAGAUGGCAUUACCUUCCUCACAAAGCAUAAGCAUUUAUGGUAGGAAGGAAGCCUGUAGCUGUCCACACUUCACCCUCCCUCCAAGGAGGACGUCAGAUGUCAACGAUUAGUCAGAUUCAAAUAUAUGGAACCAAGCCCAGGCUUAGAGAUGGGCCUUCAGCUUGUGAAAGCAGAAGGUUAAAGAUAGGUCCCAGUCUGGAGACGGCUCCUGUCUGUUUCUUCUCUCUUAGACACUCAAGAUGGCUUUCCCCUGCCGCAGGUCCCUGAACCCCAAGACUCUGGCCCUCCUUCUGGUGGGCGUGAGUCUCUUGGCCCUGCACACCUGGUUCCUCCAAGCCUCCAGGCCCCAGGAGGAGACGUGGGACGGCUCCACCGAGGCGCAGCGGUCGGCGCGGAGCACAGGGGCCCCGUGCGUGGCCAACGACUCGGUGCGCGCCACGGCGGACUUCGAGCGGCUGCCGGCGCGCAUCCAGGACUUCCUGCGGUACCGCCACUGCCGCCACUUCCCCCUGCUCUGGGACGCGCCGGCCAAGUGCGCGGGCCCCCGCGGGGCCUUCCUGCUGCUGGCCGUCAAGUCGUCGCCCGCCAACUACGAGCGGCGCGAGCUCAUCCGCCGCACCUGGGGCCAGGAGCGCAGCUACGGCGGGCAGCAGGUGCGCCGCCUCUUCCUGCUGGGCACGGCCGCGCCGGGGGACGCGGACGCCGAGCGCGCGGGGCGGCUGGCGGCGCUGGUGGGGCUGGAGGCGCGCGAGCACCGCGACGUGCUGCAGUGGGCCUUCGCCGACACCUUCCUCAACCUCACGCUCAAGCACGUGCACCUGCUCGACUGGCUGGCGGAGCGCUGCCCGCACGCGCGCUUCCUGCUCAGCUGCGACGACGACGUGUUCGUGCACACCGCCAACGUGCUGCGCUUCCUGCGGGCGCAGCGGCCCGACCGACACCUCUUCGCGGGGCAGCUCAUGGACGGCUCGGUGCCCAUCCGCGACAGCAGGAGCAAGUACUUCGUGCCCCCGCAGCUGUUCCCGGGGAGGGCCUACCCGGUGUACUGCAGCGGCGGCGGCUUCCUCCUGUCCAGCCACACGGUCGGGCUCCUGCGCGCCGCCGCCCGCCGCACCCCGCUCUUCCCCAUCGACGACGCCUACAUGGGCAUGUGUCUGGAGCGCAGCGGCCUGGCGCCCAGCAGCCACGAGGGCAUCCGGCCCUACGGCGUGCAGCUGCCCGGCGUCCGGCAGUCCUCCUUCGACCCCUGCCUGUACCGCGAGCUGCUGCUCGUGCACCGCUUCGCGCCCUACGAGAUGCUGCUCAUGUGGAGGGCCCUGCACGACCCGGGGCUGCGCUGUGCCCGGGGCCACAGGACCUCCUGAGGCCGGCCGGCCGGCGGGGCGGACUGCGGGGGGCGAGCGCCUCCACGCGGCACGGGCGCCCUCCGUGCCCUAGAGCAUCUUCCCUGCCCUGGAUGCCUUCCCUCCCACCGGCUCAGCCGCCUACGCUGUGCACUCACCUGGGUAGGGAUGGAGAAGUCCUGGGUCCCGGCCCCAUCUCCACGAUUUCUGACUGUGUCGCUCUGGGGGGUCCUCAGAGUCCCAGGUACUUUUUAAGUUCCUCAAGCGACCCUAAUGUGCGGCUAGGAAGGAAGCCGGCGGGCCGGGAUGUGUUUUCCCUGCAAGCCCAGCUCCAAGGCCCCCUCUAGGGCCUGCCGCGGCCAGCUCCUGCACCGGGUUCCCGCGGCCAGGGGAGCAAGGCGAGUGUCGGGGGCAGGCGAACCAGAUGUCACCCGUUGGGUGCAGUACAUGAGUUGUCCUUGCCAUAAUUCGCUCCCCGAGUGAACGCAGAAGGAGCUGGACUGAGUCGUCAGGGGGAUCCCCUCCCCCAGGACUCAGUUCACACUGGGGACCUGGAAAACACCCAUGGCAGAACUUGGUGGAUCCCAGAGCCUUCCUCCACACCAGUCCUCUCCCACCGCUACCCCCCGGAACAUCUCUAUGAGGUCAGAAUCCCCACUGUGCAAAGUGGGGACCUGAGGCUCAGUGAGGACCAUGACUGAUCCAGGGCCAUAUGGUCAUUCCCUGGUCAUGCCACCCUGUGCUCCUCUCCACACUGGCCGGCCACAGCUGAUGGCCUCUCCUAAUGGUCUUGCCCACGGACACCCACCCCACCGACACUUAGUCGGGGGGUGAGAGAGAGUGGUGCAAGCAGGCGCAGGGGUGCAGACAGGCCUUGUGCCGGGCCGGGCUUCAGGGUUGGUCAGCCUUGGGGAACCAAGCCAGGGGUUCAGGGUGGGGUCAGUGGGGGUGCAUAAUGAUGAAACUAUGAAAGACGGUGAUUGGGGAAUCUGGACAGUUUUGAAAAGCCUGUGGAGGUCAACGUACAGACCCAUGUUGGGGCUGGGGAAUCCAAUCAGUAGCCCUGAGGGACAAUGAUAAGGGAGCACGCAGGGGUGACUGGAGUCUGUCCUGAACAUCGGUUAGAAGGCCGAGGGGGGCGGGGUUCAGUGAUCAGGACUCUGAGGAUCAUGCUGUGCUCCUGACCUCCAGGAGCUGCCAGUCAUCUUGGCUAAGAAGGAAAAUCAAGGAAACAGCUUCAGGGUGAGGCAGAAAUGUGUAUCGGGGUCCCAGCUGUGGGAGAUGGACAAGAGCGAGGCAAUGUCAAGGAGGAAGGAGCCCGGGUGGGAAGUCAGGAGGUUGACCAGAUGCCUUCCCUGCCCUGAGGACAGGGUCCAUUCCCCCCUGCCCCCCCCACUGGGGAACAGACUCAAUCUGGGACCAUGUGCAGUGUCCUGCUCUAUGGGGCUCCCUCCUGACUCCGCAUCUCCACACAACCUCUCCUCCCUUCACAGGGAAUGUCUUCCAAAAACCACCACCUACCAUGUGUCUCGGAUCAUUUAGGAGGCGGCCAGCUUUCCACCAAAAUCUGCUACUCCCUCCCUGCUGGGCACACACCUAGACUACACAGCCUGGCCUCUGUUGCAAUUAGGUGUGGCCAUGUGACCAAGCUUUCUGAGCUGACAGUGUGAGGACACCACAAGGACCACACCUGGCCCCUGCCUCACCUGUGCUCACCUUUCCCUUCACCAGGCUUGGAACACGGCUGGGCCUGUGACCCAGCUCAGAGCUUGCAGAUGAGGAUAACCCUCCAGGCCUACCUUAAGACAAAGAAGUAGCAAAGGAAUGCGUGGCUCAGAGGUUUGGCACUUGCCUUCAGCCUAGGGCAUGAUCCUGGAGUCCUGGGAUCAAGUCCUGCACCGGGCUCCCUGCAUGCAGCCUGCUUCUCCCUCUGCCUGUGUCUCUGCCUCUCUCU